UGUUUCAACUGCCAAACAACAACUACACCGCUCUGGCGACGUGAUGACAAUGGUAACACCAUCUGCAAUGCUUGCGGUCUAUACUAUAAGCUCCACAAUGUUCAGCGUCCAGUCACAAUGAAACGAACUGUCAUCAAACGACGUAAACGA
Molecule: messenger RNA, 150 nt
Organism: Zychaea mexicana
Lineage: Eukaryota; Fungi; Mucoromycota; Mucoromycetes; Mucorales; Lichtheimiaceae
Product: GATA zinc finger-domain-containing protein
Exons: 1
Biological process (GO): positive regulation of transcription by RNA polymerase II; negative regulation of transcription by RNA polymerase II
Molecular function (GO): RNA polymerase II cis-regulatory region sequence-specific DNA binding; DNA-binding transcription factor activity, RNA polymerase II-specific; zinc ion binding
Source: RefSeq, a predicted model, not a curated record